Vidua chalybeata is the source of this 2130-nucleotide messenger RNA. Its product is annotated as translation initiation factor IF-2-like. NCBI's taxonomy places the organism in Eukaryota, Metazoa, Chordata, Aves, Passeriformes, Viduidae. The record is from RefSeq and is a predicted model, not a curated record. Bases 1 to 582 code for a protein of 193 amino acids. The transcript is spliced from 5 exons.
AUGCGGGUGGGGGAGCGGGCGGCUCCCCGCGCGGGCAAAGCCGAGCCGAGCCGAGCCGAGCGGGCCCGUGCGGCACGAGUGGCGGCCACGGGAAGGACAGCGGGGCCGGCGGGACGGGCCCGCCUCGGCGAGCACCGGCACCGGCGGGGCGGCGGCGCCUCCCCCCGCGGCCGCCAGGGGGCGCCGCUCCCGCGCGGCGGCGGCUCCGCGCCCGUUGGUGCCCGCGCGCUGCGCGUCCCUCGGCAGGGCCCGGCUCCGCGGCACCGCAACUACCGCAACAACUACCGCAACUACCGCAACAACUACCGCAACUACCGCAACAACUACCGCAACUACCGUGAGGGUGCCAGAGAUGUACCGGAGCAGAAGCCAGAAGGUGCAUCUUCGAACCCACCCCAGCCUGGAGAAGCUGUGGCGAAGCAAUCCUGCCCCGAUAACAAACCCCCAAGACCUAACCCUCACUGCAGCCUUGCUGGGAGCGGGCAACGCUGUUGGCGGGCACACCGCAGCGCGAUGAAGCCAACCCCACUUGAGAGGAGCAGGUCCCAAGCUGCUGGCGCCGGCUCGAGGCUUCUAAUGUGAGGAAAAACACGCGGUGACAAGUGUGGAAAAGAGCAAGCACUAAAUUACUGUCAGAAAAAUAAACGGCGGAGCGCGGCGCGGGGCGGUGAUUUACGGGGGCAAUUAGUCACCGCCCCACGGAGCCGCUGAGGCCGGCGGGGCCGCCGCAGCAUCCCCAGGGGCUGGCCCGGCUCCGGCUCCUGGCCUAGGCCGGCACCCAGCACGGGCAUCCAGGGCUCGGCCCGCUCCUGCGGCUCGUUUUUUGCCUACUCCAAAAACAAGGGUAUGGGAGGAGAGAGGAGCCACCCCAAAGGCCACAGCCUGUGUUUGCAGAGAAGGUGGGUGUGCCGUGGAUCUUCUUACUUGUAGCGAGUGGCCGGUGCCCAGGUGUGGGUUGAUUAAAGAAGUGAUAAGGCACUGUUACAUGAAAAAUACUCCUGGAGAACGAAGGCUGGAAAGCUGCUGGACUGGGUGAGAGGGUGGAGGUGACUCCACAGCUGCUGCACAUCUUUUGGAGGUGCUGUGGGCCAUUAAGCCUCCCAGUCUUGGAGGAGGGCCAGCUUUGCUGCAAGCUGGGAGUGGACAUUAUAAACCUAUUUUUAUACUGUUGUUUCACCAGGGUGGAAUCCAGGAGAGAUGUUUUAAAUUGAAGCUAGCAGCAAAGAAAUGAUGGGCAAGUCAAGCUCUGGCCCAGCCUGGGACCAUGACAGUGAGCCCCCAGCCAGCAUGUCGUGGGAUUUUGUAACUUUUUGCCCUCUGUUCUUGUCAACCUAGCAAUCCUUACUUGGUGCCUGUUUGUCAAUUUUCACUUUAUAAGGCCGUAUCGGCCACCUAGGCCUUAUGUCCGUCCCCUGAGCAGGGGGCAGCAUUAUCUGACUUUAGAUGCAUGCUGCCAUUAGACCUGCCAGCCUGGUGUCUGGCUCCUGCAAAUAGUUGGCACUCGGAUAAUGGGAGACAGCCUGUCCGAGCUCGCUGCAACAGCUGGUGCCAGCCAGCCCUGCAAGGACUGGUGCCAGCAGCAGGAGGAGUGUGCCAGGGCCUGCUCAUCAAACAGCUGACCCAUGGCUGCCACCGUGGGACAAAGGGAAACGAGAGCAAGUCCCUCUUGACAUGGCACCUCUUGGGAAAGAGAGGUGUGUGUCUUUUGGAAGAGGAUGCAAGCUGGAGGAUGAAGAGCUGGCUCUUACAGGUCCUAGUGGUUUCGGUAAGUGGCCCUCCCUCCCUGCUCCACUUUCCCAGCUGGUGGGUGGGAUGUGACACCUGUCUUUGGGAAGCACUCAAGACUUAGGAAUGAUCACAGAGGCAAAGUAUCAGUGGUUAUUUUGGGGUCUGCCCUUAGCUGCUGCUUCGCCUUCUAGAAGAAGCGAUUUUUGCAGGGACAUGGGCGUGUGUGCUCAUGAGGUGCUUCUGGUGCUCCCUUUCCUUGCUAGGUGCAGUCCCACUCCUCCCACAAGUUGUUAGGCAGCCUCCUAAUAAAUGAUGUGACCAGCACAUCUCUCUUCCUCCCACUGGAAAAAUUGUUUGUUUAUGUUCUUCAAAUAAAUAAUAAAUAUCUUUAAUUCUUGUCUA